CGUCCGUCGGUUGUGCGCAUGUCACAACCUCUUUACAACUCGGCUGGCUAAGAUGGCGGACGCACAAACCGAGAGGGCUUAUCAGAAACAGCCCACCAUCUUCCAGAACAAAAAACGUGUUCUGGUAGCAGAUGGUGGCAAAGAAAGCAAAGAAAAGAUCCCCCGUUACCAUAAAAGUGUCGGGCUGGGUUUUAAAACCCCAAGAGAGGCUAUAGAUGGCACUUACAUUGAUAAGAAAUGCCCUUUCACCGGGAAUGUCUCAAUCCGUGGCCGAAUCCUUUCUGGUGUGGUGACCAAAAUGAAGAUGCAGAGGACCAUCGUGAUCAGACGCGACUACCUGCAUUACAUCCGCAAGUACAACCGCUUUGAGAAGAGGCACAAGAACCUGUCUGUGCAUCUGUCACCAUGCUUUAGGGACGUCACUGUCGGCGACAUUGUGACCGUCGGAGAGUGUCGACCGCUGAGCAAAACCGUGAGGUUCAAUGUCCUCAAAGUGACCAAGGCUGCUGGAGCCAAGAAGCAGUUCCAGAAGUUUUAGGUACACCAUGGAAAUAAGGUGGUUUUCCAAUAAAUGAAAGUUGUUUAAAAUAA
Nerophis lumbriciformis (worm pipefish) is the source of this 591-nucleotide messenger RNA. Its product is annotated as small ribosomal subunit protein uS17. Gene Ontology annotation, cellular component: ribosome; cytosolic small ribosomal subunit. The record is from RefSeq and is a predicted model, not a curated record. Lineage: Eukaryota; Metazoa; Chordata; Actinopteri; Syngnathiformes; Syngnathidae. Gene Ontology annotation, molecular function: structural constituent of ribosome. Gene Ontology annotation, biological process: translation.